Messenger RNA from Aspergillus japonicus CBS 114.51, 528 nucleotides. RefSeq lists its product as uncharacterized. The transcript is spliced from 2 exons. Bases 1 to 528 code for a protein of 175 amino acids. Lineage: Eukaryota; Fungi; Ascomycota; Eurotiomycetes; Eurotiales; Aspergillaceae. The record is from RefSeq and is a predicted model, not a curated record.
AUGUCUCAGAAACUCCGACCCCUCGACGAAAUCGUCGACGUCCCCGAUUACAUGAGGAAAUAUUGCUCCGGUGCCUGGCACAUCGAUUCCGCCGAACAAUUCGCCGUCGAAUACAACGCCCUCACGUUCCGAGAAAGAAUAUGUGACCGAAGAAAAUAUGGCGUCUCUACUUGUUGUGCGUCGUGCUUGUCUACAAUAUUGUGGCGCGACUCAAUAGCGCAGAAAUGCUAUAGAUUCUUCAAAUCUGCUCGCAGAGAAGCCAGAGCGUGUGUCAAACGUCAAGCUUACAUUCCCGGACAGGAUUCGGGACAUCACACGCGGGUUUUUGCGAGGCUCGCUGUUGGUCUGAAUUUUCUGGCGGUUGAGACUAAGUGUAGACCGUCGUGUCCGAGAUGGUCCCGGUCAGGAGCCCAGUCUCAGAUCCAGUCUCAGGCCCUGGCCAAGGCUUCGACUGCGAGUAAGACGACGGAGCAGGAAGAGGCGCUCCCGAGUUAUGAGGCGGCUACUGGGCUGGGACGUGGGUGUUAA